This is a messenger RNA of Nannospalax galili (Upper Galilee mountains blind mole rat), 1126 nucleotides long. RefSeq names its product zinc finger protein 830 (gene Znf830). The coding region runs from base 14 to 1111 and encodes 365 amino acids. Gene Ontology annotation, molecular function: zinc ion binding; nucleic acid binding. Gene Ontology annotation, cellular component: spliceosomal complex; nucleus. NCBI's taxonomy places the organism in Eukaryota, Metazoa, Chordata, Mammalia, Rodentia, Spalacidae. The transcript has a single exon. Gene Ontology annotation, biological process: nuclear DNA replication; mitotic DNA damage checkpoint signaling; mitotic DNA replication checkpoint signaling. The record is from RefSeq and is a predicted model, not a curated record.
CUGGUCGCAAAAGAUGGCAUCCUCUGCCUCCGCUCGGACUCCGGCGGGGAAGCGGGUGGUGAAUCAAGAAGAGCUGAGGCGCUUGAUGAAGGAGAAGCAGCGCCUGAGCACCAACCGGAAGAGGAUCGAGUCCCCGUUCGCGAAGUACAACCGCUUGGGACAGCUUAGCUGUGCGCUUUGUAACGUCCAGGUCAAGAACGAGCUCCUGUGGCAGACCCAUGUUCUGGGAAAGCAGCAUCGCGAGAAAGUGGCGGACCUGAAAGGCGCCAAGGGCGCCCAGGGUCCGUCGGCCGGCGCCGCGCCUCAGCCGGCCAAGAGGGGAGCGCCGGACGCGGAAACCCCAGACGCCAAGAGAGCCAAGGCCUCCGCGGGGCCUCAGGUACAGCCCUGCGCGGCCGCCAGCUCGGCUAAGACGGGAAAGGAGACCGCGAGGGCGAGCGCCAGCAGACCUGCGGGACUCGGUUUACUCCCUGACUAUGAAGAUGAGGAGGAAGAGGAAGAGGAGGGAGGCGCGGAAGGAAGAAGGGACAACAGCAAGCAGCCUCCCGACGCUCAGGGCAAGGAACACUCGCUUUCCUCUUCGAGGGAGGCAACGAGUACUGUGCUGCGGAGCGAUCCCUUUAAUACAAACCCUCCCAAAGCCCCUCUAGUUCCUCAUUCAGGGUCCAUUGAGAAAGCGGAAAUACAGGAGAAAGUGGUGGAAAGGAGAGAAAAUACCGCCGAAGCAUUACCAGAAGGGUUUUUCGACGACCCUGAAGUAGACGCCAAGGUCCGCAAGGUUGAUGCCCCAAAGGAUCAGAUGGACAAAGAGUGGGACGAGUUUCAGAAGGCCAUGAGGCAGGUCAACACCAUUUCCGAAGCUAUAGUUGCCGAGGAAGAUGAGGAGGGUCGGUUGGACCGGCAGAUUGGGGAGAUUGAUGAGCAAAUAGAGUGUUACCGGCGCGUGGAAAAGCUACGGAAUCGCCAGGAUGAGAUAAAAAACAAACUCAAAGAGGUUCUGACCAUCAAAGAACUGCAGAAAAAGGAAGAGGAGAAUGUUGACAGCGACGAUGAGGGAGAAUUACAGGAUUUGUUGUCACAGGAUUGGCGGGUGAAAGGGGCUUUGUUGUAAGAUUUCGAAGAUCCA